AUGGCCUUGCAGCCUUGCGAGGAGCGCUGGAACAGUGCGACGCUGGGCUUCGGUGUGACCUUGAAGCACCUGGUGCUGCUGCUGCUGCGGCAGCCUUGGUCGGGCGGCUGCCGGGAGGUGUGGUUGGAAAGAUGUGCCACCUUGAAGCAUAUGACAUUACUGCGGGAGCUGUGGUUGGGCGGCUACGCGACCUUGAAGCGCCUGACGUCACAGUGGGAGCUGUGGUUGGGUGGCUACGCGACCUUGAAUCGCCUGACGUCACUGCGGGAGCUGUGGUUGGGCGGCUACGCGAACUUCAAGCGCCUCACAGCACUGCGGGAGCUGUGGUUGGGCGGCUACGUGACCUUGAAGCGCCUGACGUCACAGCGGGAGCUGUGGUUGGGCGGCUACACAACCUUGAAGCGCCUCACAGCACUGCGGGAGCUGUGGUUGGGCGGCUACGCGACCUUGAAGCGCCUGACGUCACAGCGGGAGCUGUGGUUGGGUGGCUACGCGAACUUCAAGCUCCUGACGUCACAGCGGGAGCUGUGGUUGGGCGGCUACACGACCUUGAAGCGCCUCACAGCACUGCGGGAGCUGUGGUUGGGCGGCUACGCGACCUUGAAGCGCCUGACGUCACAGCGGGAGCUGUGGUUGGGUGGCUACGCGACCUUGAAGCGCCUGACGUCACAGCGGGAGCGGUGGUUGGGCGGCUACACGACCUUGAAGCGCCUCACGGCACCGCACAAGCCGUGGUUGGUCGGGCGCGCGACCUUGAAGAGCGCGCCGGCGCUGCUGCUGGCCUUGCUGGCGGCCUCGACGCCGGCGGCGGCCCUCGGCUCGGGCACGGUGCGGCUGGCGGUGAUCGCCCCGGAGGACCCGAGCCACGAGCAGUCCCUGUACCGCGUGCUCCCCGCCGUCGAGCUGGCCGUGCACAAGGUCACCGACCCGGCGCACGGGACGCUGCCCGGCUGGGACAUCCGGGUGGACCACCGCGACUCCAACUGCUCCUCCACGUACGGUCCACUCGCCGCCUUCGAGUUCUACAACAACAAGAGCGCAAACGCCUUCCUGGGCCCCGUGUGCGAGUACGUGAUCGCGCCCGUCGCGCGCUACGCCGGCGUGUGGGGCAUCCCCGUGCUGACUGCGGGGGCGCUGGCCGACGCCUUCAUCCACAAGCGCACCUACUACCCCACGCUGACCCGCAUGAUGGGCUCGUACCGCCUGGUCGGCGAGGCGCUGCGCCGCAUGCUGUACGAGUUCGGCUGGCGCGCCGUCGGCAUGCUCUACCACAACCACUCGCCCAGCUCCUCCAAGGGCAACUCCAUGUGCCACUUCAUGCUGGCGGCGGUCUACAAGGCGCUGGGCGAGUCGGCGCAGUACCGCAGCUUCGACGAGGAGACGGCCUCGAAGCGCGAGUACGUCCAGCUGCUGGAGUUCAUCGCGGAGCGGGCCCGCAUCGUGGUGAUGUGCGCCAACCCAAGGACGGUGCGGGAGAUCCUCCUGGCGGCAGACGAGCUCAACAUGGUCAGCAGCGGCGAGUACGUCUUCUUCAACAUCGAGCUGUUCAGCAGCACGAACGAGGACAGCCUGAUGCCGUGGCACGCCGGCGACGACUCGGACGCCAACAACGAGCGGGCCAAGCGCGCCUACCAGGCGCUGCUGACCGUGACGGCUCCCACGCCGGACACCUCCGCCUACCGCGACUUCUCGCGCGAGGUGGAGCGCCUCGCGAGCCGCCGCUACAACUACACGCUGCAGGAGCGCUCCGUGUCCACCUUCGUGACGGCCUUCUACGACGCCGUGCUGCUGUACGCCGUGGCGCUCAACGAGACGCUGGCGGCGGGCGGCAGCGAGCGAGACGGCGCCGCCAUCACGCGCCGCAUGUGGAACCGCACCUUCGAGGGUAUAACGGGGGUCGUGAACAUCGACGCAAAUGGAGACAGGAUAGGAGACUACGCCUUGCUAGACAUGGACCCAGAGACAAACAAAUUUCACACCGUGGCGAACUACAUAGGGCUGACCAAGACUCUGCAGCCAGUGGAGGGCGUGGCCAUACACUGGGCCGGCGGGCGGACAGAGCCGCCCUUGGACACCCCUCAGUGCGGCUUCGACAACUCUCUCUGCCCGGAGCAAGGCUUGCCGGGGUAUGCAAUACUCAGCAUUGUUCUCAGCACUGUCGUGGUGGUUCUUGUCGUCGGCUCUGUGUUCACAUACCGGCACUUCAAGCUGGAGGCGGAGAUAGCGUCCAUGAACUGGAAGGUCGCGUGGCAAGACUUGAAGUUCACCCCGCACGGCAAGGAGCGAGGGAGCCUGUACAGCAUCGCCAAGAGGAACAGCCAGCUGACUAUGCUGUCCGAAGAAGCGAUGAGUAUUGGCGAACAAAAUCGACAGGAAUUUGUGACAACAGCUUUUUACAAGGGGUCGAAAGUAGCCCUGAAAGCUAUUCACAAGACGAGGAUAGAUCUCACAAGGCCACUCCUCCUAGAGCUGAAAAGAAUGAAGGACCUGCACCACGACCACCUGGUGAGGUUCCUGGGCGCCUGCGUGGACCCGCCGCACUGCUACCUGCUGACCGAGUACUGCCCCAAGGGCAGCCUGCAGGACAUCCUGGAGAACGACCAGUUCAAGCUGGACUGGAUGUUCCGCUACAGCCUCAUGCACGACAUCACCAAGGGCAUGAGCUACCUGCACGGCAGCGACGUGCGCUCGCACGGCAGCCUCAAGUCGUCCAACUGCGUGGUGGACAGCCGCUUUGUGCUCAAGAUCACAGACUUCGGCCUGCACAGCCUGCGCUGCGCUGGCGGCGAGGACGGCGCCGACGACGAGAGCAGCUACGCCUUCUGGCGCAAGAUGCUGUGGACGGCGCCGGAGCUGCUGCGAGCCAGCCACGCGCCUCCUGAAGGGUCGCAGAAGGGCGACGUGUACUCCUUCGGCAUCAUCAUGCACGAGAUCGCCACCCGCCAGGGGCCCUUCUACCUCGGCGACGUGGCCAUGUCGCCCAGGGAGAUCGUGGAGAAGGUGCGUGGCGGCGGGGCGGCGGGGGGCAAGGCGCCCUUCCGGCCGGCGCUGGAGAACCUGCGCAGCGAGGAGGAGGUGGUCCAGAUCAUGCGGCGAUGCUGGGCCGAGGAGGCUGCGGACCGACCAGACUUCCCGGCGCUCAAGUCCGCCAUCAGGAAGCUCAACAGCAACUACGAGAGCGGCAACAUCCUGGACAACCUGCUGUCGCGCAUGGAGCAGUACGCCAACAACCUGGAGACCCUGGUGGAGGAGCGCACCGCCGACUACCUGGAGGAGAAGCGCAAGUGCGAGGCGCUGCUGUACCAGCUGCUGCCCAAGUCCGUGGCGAGCCAGCUGAUCCUGGGGCAGUCGGUGAUCGCGGAGACGUACGACAGCGUCACCAUCUACUUCAGCGACAUCGUCGGCUUCACGGCUCUCUCCGCAGAGAGCACCCCGCUGCAGGUGGUUGACCUUCUAAACGAUCUCUACUCGUGCUUCGACUCUAUCAUAGAAAACUUCGACGUCUAUAAGGUGGAGACGAUAGGCGACGCCUACAUGGUGGUGUCGGGGCUGCCCGUGAGGAACGGGUCGCUGCACGCCCGCGAGGUGGCGCGCAUGUCCCUGGAGCUGCUUCAGGCCGUCAGGGGCUUCACCAUCCGGCACCGCCCCAAGGACCAGCUCAAGCUGCGCAUCGGCAUGCACACGGGCCCGUGUGUGGCGGGGGUUGUGGGCCACAAGAUGCCCAGGUACUGCCUCUUCGGCGACACCGUCAACACGGCCUCCCGCAUGGAGUCCAACGGCAUGCCUCUGAGGAUCCACGUCAGCCCCAGUACCAAGGCCGUGCUCGACACAUUCGGCUCCUUCGAGCUGGAGCUGAGGGGACAGGUCGAGAUGAAGGGCAAGAAGGAGAAGAUGACGACGUACUGGCUGCUGGGGGAGCGGCGGCCGCCGGGGGCGGACCCCGGGGGCGGAGGGGGCGGCGGCACCCCGCCCGCCGCCGGCUCCGGGGGCCAGACCUCGGGCCUGGCCAACCACGUGGCGGACUGGGCCUGCGCCGCCGCCGCCGAUGCUAGCACGCCGCUGCUGUCGGGCGCGCCGCGGGACUCCAGCGUGUGA
Molecule: messenger RNA, 4095 nt
Organism: Bacillus rossius redtenbacheri
Lineage: Eukaryota; Metazoa; Arthropoda; Insecta; Phasmatodea; Bacillidae
Product: atrial natriuretic peptide receptor 1-like
Exons: 22
Coding region: 1-4095 (1364 amino acids)
Biological process (GO): intracellular signal transduction; receptor guanylyl cyclase signaling pathway; protein phosphorylation
Cellular component (GO): plasma membrane
Molecular function (GO): adenylate cyclase activity; ATP binding; peptide receptor activity
Source: RefSeq, a predicted model, not a curated record